UGAUGCCAAAUAGCAGUCGGCGAGAAUGUCAGAGCCGCGUCGACGUAUAAUUUAAAUUGAAUUUACAAAAUGGUGGGAAAUGUGUGGUUUUCUUUUUUUAUUGUGACAAUUAUGGCAGCGGUGUUAGAUGGCCAGACCUUGGGAGGACCUAUGCAUGGCAAAGUAGUGGUGUGUUACGUAGCCAGUUGGGCAGCAUACAGAACUGGUGCAGGCAAGUUCGAGCAGAGCGACCUGGAGCCUUCUCUCUGCACUCACCUAGUAUAUUCAUUCGCUGGUCUGGACGAACAUGGCCAUAGCAUUAAGAGCUUGGACCCUUGGCAAGAUCUUGAAAAGGACUACGGCAAAGCGGGUUACAAACGAAUGGUGGCGUUGAAAGAGAGGUACCCGCAUCUUAAAGUGACGUUAGCUAUUGGAGGAUGGAACGAAGGUUCUCUGAAGUAUUCAAUAAUGGCGGCUAGCCCAGAAACGAGGGCAAAGUUUGUGCAGAGCGUCUUGCUUUUCUUGGAUACAUACAAAUUUGACGGACUAGACUUGGACUGGGAGUACCCGACGAGGCGUGACGGUAGACCUGAAGACAAAGCAAACUAUGUGUUAUUAGUCAAGGAACUUAAAGAAGCCUUCGAGUCUAGAGGUUACAUACUGACGGCUGCGCUCGGAGCUGGCAAAGAGACCAUGGAAUCAGCAUAUGACCUCGCCAAGUUGAGUCGGUAUCUGGACUUCUUGCAUAUGAUGUGUUACGAUUACCACGGCACCUGGGACGGUGUUGUUGGGGCCAAUGCCCCGUUACGAGGGACCAACGAUCAGGACGUGUUAAGCGUGGAAUUCACCAUCAAAUACAUGUUAGCUCAUGGCGUCAGUCCUUACAAGAUGGUACUAGGUCUUCCCAUGUACGGUCGUAACUUCAUUCUGGAGAAUCCUGGCGUUAAGAAAAUUCUGUUCGGAGUCACAACAGUCAAGAGUAUGGGAUUCCCCGGACCAUUAACUAAGGAAGCUGGGUUUAUGGGUUAUAAUGAGAUUUGUACCGAAGUAACAAAUAAGUCAGCGACAUGGACCCAACACUGGCACGAACAGACCGCAACUCCGUACUUGCGGGACGGUGCACGAGUUAUAUCAUACGAUAAUGCAAGAUCCAUUGCUAUUAAAGUAAAAUUGGCCAUAGACUACGGUCUCGGUGGUCUCAUGGUGUGGAGUAUUGACACAGACGACUUCCGCGGCGCGUGUGAGAGCGAGAAGGAUGCAUACAUAGACUUUGUGGAUAGAUAUAAUAAGAUUGUAGACGAGCCAAUACUGCAAGAAGCUAUGAAGACACUAAACCUACCUGAUGCGAACCGGAUAGAGAACUUAAGCAGACGCACAGCCUAUGUUGUUUCAAAUGGACGCUUACACCUUCGACUUCCAGAAGGAAACUACUCCAACUACAGUCUAAUGAGAACUAUCGACGAAGCCACUCUAUUAGCACUAGAAGAGAAGAGAAUCCUAGAUGAGAUAGAGUUGGUGAACAAGAAGAAUGAAAUUGGUUAUGAGCCCGAUUCAGCUGUUGUCCUAUCUAGUAGUUAUUUAUCUAUGGUUCUAUGUUUUACCUUACUUUUCUAUUGAGAUUUGAAUUAAGAAUUUAAAAAUAUAAAUUGAACUCAUGAACUUUUUGAAUCUGUGGCUUUAUCCAAGCGUUUGGCAGUCAUGAGGAAAUGAUAAAUAGACAAUAAAUGGAUAGACUAGACCGAAUCGAAAUAUGUAUUAAUAAUAUUUAUUCUGAAUUUAAAAUUAUACAUUUUUAGUCACGAGUUCUCGUCUCGUUCUAUGUGUGCGGAAUAAACUGUCCAGCCCGGUAAGCUAUGAUCAAUUUGUUGAGAAGUUUCUAUAUUGUGUCUGCUACAUCCACUAAUACAAACUAUUAGGUACUCAGAAACAUAAUAUAGGCUAAACUAAAAUUAUAUUCCCCAUAACCGUAUGAAAUAUCUAUCACUUGAAAGUUGACACGUUAGCAACCAUUUGAGAAACUGUAAACAGCGCCAUCUAUUGGAAUAUGUGAAACAUUUCCGUCUCAAGCUUCAACUUAGAAUGGAUAAUAGGGAAAAAAAGGUAUUUGUUGAGAACCAUGUAAGCUACAAAUGUUUACUGGAUUGAACUAGUAUUAUUUCUAUGUAAAACAUUUUUCAUAGUCUUCUAAUAUUGUUACUAUUAAUGUUAAAUACAUUGUGUAUUUGUAAAAAAUUUGUUGGUAUGUAGGCAUCUAUAUAAAAUCACAUGUUAUAUCGCUAUACUAAUUCAUUCAUAAAUUAGCUCUUCGCCGGUCAUAUGUUAACGAAAUUGGAAGUUACUUCAAUGUAGUUCACGAUGAAAUCUACAAUUCUAUUUUUCAAUUAUUAUAUAAAUACUAGCCACGCACCGUCGUUUUAGCCGCGUUAAUAAUGUGAAUAUUGCUUUUCUUGUUAUAUAUACUAUUCACGAUAUUUGAACUCGUUUUUGAACACGUUCAAUGAAAUAAACAAAAUGGCGGCUUUAUAAUAAGGAUACAUUUCAUUGUUCCAUAACAUUCGGUUUCAAAAACAUAUUUUUCUUUCUUCUGGUUAAGUAAUCACUGCCAUUUUAAUACUCAUGAUAAUAUACUCUGUUAUGAAUUUAUUUCUAUGUAAAUAGUAGUAAUUCUAUAUUUUCUUUAAUAAAAUAAUGUACUUUGAA
Pieris napi is the source of this 2679-nucleotide messenger RNA. RefSeq names its product probable chitinase 2 (gene Cht2). Bases 70 to 1596 code for a protein of 508 amino acids. Gene Ontology annotation, molecular function: chitinase activity; chitin binding. The transcript has 9 exons. Lineage: Eukaryota; Metazoa; Arthropoda; Insecta; Lepidoptera; Pieridae. Gene Ontology annotation, biological process: chitin catabolic process; carbohydrate metabolic process. The record is from RefSeq and is a predicted model, not a curated record. Gene Ontology annotation, cellular component: extracellular region.